Molecule: messenger RNA, 889 nt
Organism: Branchiostoma belcheri (Belcher's lancelet)
Lineage: Eukaryota; Metazoa; Chordata; Leptocardii; Amphioxiformes; Branchiostomatidae
Exons: 3
Coding region: 403-711 (102 amino acids)
Source: RefSeq, a predicted model, not a curated record
CUUAUCUUAUGAUAACUGCAGCAGUUCAUAGCACCUGUUGGACUCUAAGUCUAACUUUAGUUGUGGCAUACUGCUGAUAGGUGUAAGGUUUAUUGGGAUUGACUGUUGAAAAUGGAGAAAUAUGGAGUAGGAUAAGAGUCACCAGUACGCAUUUCUUGUCUCCAUUGUAGGAAAUCCCAUGAAACAGAUGGACUCACCCUCCUUGCCAAUGUGGCAAAUACACCCAGGCCUACUGCACACCCCAACUUCGCGAAAAACCUUCACACAGCAGCUAACCAGGAGGACGAGUUGUUCAUCACAACCCAAAGCUGUGUGUCAACCCUGUUAGCACAGCUGGGGGCAUGUCCUGCCUUGAAAGGGGAUAGAGGGGACACGUGUGGAGGGGAGCUCUCCAUCAAGGAGAUGGAGCGGUAUGGACAUGUCAUUGUGGCCACCAUCACCUGUCCAAAAAAGCACACGUGGAAGUGGCAUAGUUCUUCAUCUGUGGGCGGGAAGUAUUAUGUCAACCAGAGGGUUGUCCACGCCUUCACGUCUACUGGCAUGGCCCCGGUCAAGUAUGAGACCUUCUGUGAAGCUGCCAAACUCGGGGUGAACGGGGAGGCAUAUGUCAAAAACAAACACAAACGUGCUGAGGGACACCUACUGUGUGAAACACUACCAAGACAUCAGGAGACCGUCACGCAUUGCUCCAGUGCGUGUGCUGAAGCCUAAAGACACUUCCUUCAGGGACAACAUUUGGAGGGAUUUCUACAACCUGCAUUACUAGUGUUGUCCAAGCCUAGUAACAUAUUGCGCUUUAUUGUAAAUGGUAGUAUAGAGCCAAUUCCGCGGCACUGUGUGGGUUUUUUCUCCAUGUUUGUAAUACUUUUUAAUUAUUUAGAAGAAAAGA